Molecule: messenger RNA, 2409 nt
Organism: Naegleria lovaniensis
Lineage: Eukaryota; Heterolobosea; Eutetramitea; Acrasida; Naegleriidae
Exons: 3
Coding region: 1-2409 (802 amino acids)
Molecular function (GO): protein binding
Source: RefSeq, a predicted model, not a curated record
AUGAAUAAGAAACAAACAAAAAAACCAUCCAUAGACUUGGGAUCAAGUUGUAGUAGUGAAAGUUCAAGUAUUGCUGCUACAUCUAUCCCGGCCUCUCCUUUAGAGGAUUUAUACAAGUCCAAACGACCACCUUUCCAAAACAUUAACCUUAAUUUGAUCAGCAGCAAACAACCUUCCGUGAGCCCACGAUAUGUAGGGCCAACACCACCUCCAGAAACUCCAGAUUUUUCAGCAAUGAGAAUUAAAACACCAACAGCGACCAUUGGACGACCAGUCGAAAAGAUUGACCUCAAUUUUCCCAAGCUAUCUUCAUCACGAACGAAUAAGACGGUCAGCCUCAAAUCCGAUACUUUCAUUUCCCUCAAUUCUACCAGUAAUUUAAAUGCAUUCUCAACACCUCCGAUUCACACCCCUAGACUAUCAUCCCAACCUCCUUCAUCACCCAAUGGAUCCACUGUUGAUGCAGGAAGUCAUGUUGAUUGGUUCGAAGAACGAAUUGACACCUCCCUGAGCGAUUUGACAAAAUAUGAAAACUUUAAAUUUCAACGGUGGAAUAGAACUUUGGAACAAGACCUCAUGAACAAUCCUCCCAAUGUAUAUAAUCUCCUUCAACAUCGCAAGUCGCGAGCGUUCAUAACGGACUUGGCUCCUAUUCGAUCUUCGAACGGCUCUAGAAAUAGCAAGUCAGGGAAUAAUGCUUCUAACGACAUCGAGGAGGACAGUGCAGAAAGCAUUAUUCGAAAAAAGCAAUCCAGAAACAGAUACAUGUUAAAGAAUCGAACGAGCUUGGCAGAGUCUAAAAAUCAAAGACCAAGCACCUCUUUUGAACUGUACAAAAAACAAUUACUUGAUGCUGAAGAAAAAUUUGACUCUUUAGACAACAGCUGGAAAGAGUUUGGAAUGACUUCGACAUCGUCGUUUAUUGAAAAAAUUUCCUCAAUCGAUGUAAAAAAGAGCUCUAUGAGAGAAAUUGAGGACGAUCUUAAACGAAAAAUAUACCUCUUUAAAGAAAAUGCAAACAAGAAGAAUAUGCAAAAUCAUAUUCAAGAAAUUAAAUUAUUGAAAAGGAAAAAGAUGGAAGACAUGAAGAGAGCCUAUGGUAAGGACGUCAUUGAGCAAAAUAAGGAACUGGCGAGCAAAAUGACAAGAGAAGCCCUGGAUGAGAAACGAGCAGAGGCCUCCAUGCUUCGAGAAGAAAAGAUCAAAACAGCGCGAGAAAUUAACAUUAGCAAUAUUUUAGAAAAGAAACACAAAACAGAAGAAUUAAUACGUGAACGUGAAAUGAGAGAAGAAAUUCGCAACAUGCAACGACAAAACAUGUCCCUUUAUACCAAUUGGAAAACCAUUGUCACCAUCAUUCAUUAUCUAUAUGUAAUCAAGGAUACAAUAAGCAAAGCGUAUGAAUACAAACAAGCUCAAGAAAAGAAGGCAUUGGAAGAAGCAAGUAAACCAGUUGAAGUAGACGCACAAGACGCAGAUUAUGAAAAGAAAAUUAAAGUAUUUAACGUACUUUUCAAAGAGAGGUACGCGUCCCAUUUGGAGAGAAUCAAAGCACUCAUAGGACGAGGAGUGAGAAGAUGGCGAGAACAAAAGAAGUACGAAUCGAUUCAACUCAUUUCAAAAUUCCUCACAGAUUUAGCAGAAACGUUUAGAAUUCCUCUCGCAGUGUCCAAGUUCAAGAAUGCAGUGAUUAAGGUCCAACGAACGUGGAGGAGUUAUGUCGUCAUGAAGAAGUGUCAAAAAAUUCUGCACGUGGCCCAGCUUGGCAAGUACAUUGAGAAGAAAAUUGCGUCUCUCGAGAAGGAGAUCAACAAGGGAAAUGGACGAAAAGGAGUUAAAAACGACACUUCGAGCCAUGCCCUAAACAAGAUGAUGUCCUCGGCGACAUUGGGCGUUCAAAACUCGAAAGUAUUAUUCGACCUCGUUGCACAAAAAGAGGAAAUCAAAAAGAUCUCAAUUGAAUUGAAAGAAGAGGUUGUCAACAAUUACUACGAAGAACGCAGAAUUGAGCACGUUCGAAAGAUGAGGAUUUUCGAAAAAGAAAGUCAGCUCAUGAAAAAAGACAGCAAAUCUACAGCAGCCAUGUUCCAAGAUUUUAAACCCAAGCUUUCCCCACUGCUCUCCAAGAAUGAAUUGCAUUCACUGUUUGAACAAUGUUUCAAGAGGACACGAAUGGAAAUUCAAACAAAAGAAAAAACCUCAUCAGCUAGAAAUGGUCAAGAGCCAAAGAAGUUGAACGUCUUGGAUUCGCAACGCUCUAAUAUUCAACUUUUUAAGUUAGCUCGACAGGCCACGUCAGCAGCCAUGAAAUUUAAAGCAGCAGGUGCAAAAGCUAGCAGUGUCAAUCUUUUCAGUGACCUACAUUCUGGAAGGACCACCACAAGCUCUGGUAAAUCAGCUUGUGAAUAA